UAUGUCCACAAUAUUUCGUUUCGUGCAGCUGACACUUACACAAAACAAAUAAAAGCACGACUGAAUGUUCCGUUACUACGAAUAUCCAGUCGAAUAGAAAAUACAAGUGAUUGUCAUUCAGUACAAGAUGCUGUCCCUGAGGUGCCUAGCUUUGGUGCUGUUCCUGGCAACAUUUGCAAAGUGUUACAUUUGCCCGGAUUGGAUGCCGGCUUUUUCCUGGUCUCGGUGGAUGGUGCACGGCGACUGCUCCCUGUUGUGUGGUGGGGAAGGUUUUGUAGAACAGUAUCGUCGACGUCGUGUAUGUUCUCCUCACGACAUUGUCUUCGAAUCGCAGUUAAGAAAUGGCACAUGCCACACCAGCUCGUGUGGAAAUUGGUGCCCGCUAGGUGUGAACAGAUUUCUGCCACACUCAUCGAACCCAAGUCGAUUUUACCAGUGUUCAGGUGGGAAAGCGUUUCUUCACCGGUGUCCACCCACGACCGUCUGGGGACAAGCUCUAGGGAGAUGCGCAUGGCCAUCGGAAGUCAAGUAAAGCGAAUGAUAUUGACCUUCAUGAUUUCCUUGACGUCAUUGUUAUUUUGCCGUAAUAUUCCAGUAAUAUUAACUAUCGUAAAAUUGUAAACGUAUUAAUGCAAGUUGAAUAAAUUUAAUGCAAUA
Messenger RNA from Gigantopelta aegis, 657 nucleotides. RefSeq lists its product as uncharacterized. The coding region runs from base 301 to 621 and encodes 106 amino acids. The transcript has 4 exons. The record is from RefSeq and is a predicted model, not a curated record. Lineage: Eukaryota; Metazoa; Mollusca; Gastropoda; Neomphalida; Peltospiridae.